UGGGGUCCUUGAGCAGGACGCUGUCGGCACGGUUCGCGUUUCAUUACAGUCUCCUUCAGUUCGCCCUCCAACUGGCCAGUCCCACCACAUUGGCUCAGCGCUGGGAAUAAACUCGCUAAGCGUAUUUAAAUACAACCCAAACACCCCCUCUUACAGAUAAAAUGGCUGUUCCCCCAGCAUAUGCUGAUCUUGGCAAAUCUGCCAAAGACAUCUUCAACAAAGGAUAUGGCUUUGGCAUGGUGAAGCUUGAUGUCAAGACAAAAUCAUCCGGUGGAGUGGAAUUCAAGACCUCUGGUUCAUCCAACACCGACACCAACAAAGUGGUGGGCAGCCUUGAAACCAAAUACAAGAGGUCUGAGUACGGUCUGACCUUCACAGAGAAGUGGAAUACUGACAACACCCUGGGCACAGAAAUCACCAUUGAAGACCAGAUUGCAAAAGGCCUGAAGCUGACCUUUGACACAACCUUUUCACCAAACACGGGGAAAAAGAGCGGAAAAGUCAAGACUGCGUACAAACGCGAGUAUGCCAACCUGGGCUGCGACGUUGACUUCGACUUUGCAGGCCCAACCAUCCACGGCGCUGCUGUGGUUGGUUAUGAGGGAUGGCUCGCCGGUUACCAGAUGUCCUUUGACACAGCCAAGUCCAAGAUGACCCAGAACAACUUUGCUGUUGGCUACAAGACUGGCGACUUCCAGCUGCACACUAACGUCAAUGAUGGAUCUGAGUUUGGAGGGUCCAUUUAUCAGAAAGUGAGUGAUAAACUGGAGACGGCUGUGAAUCUGGCCUGGACAGCAGGCAACAACAGUACACGAUUCGGCAUUGCUGCCAAAUAUCAGCUGGACAAAGACGCUACCAUCAGUGCUAAAGUGAGCAAUGCCAGCCUUGUUGGUGUUGGUUAUACUCAGACUCUGAGACCAGGUAUCAAGUUGACUCUGUCUGCCCUUGUUGAUGGAAAGAGCAUCAACGCUGGUGGCCACAAACUGGGCUUGGGCUUGGAGCUGGAGGCCUAAACUUGCUCCUGCUUAACAUCAGGGACAAGGGAAUAUCAGAGAUAUCUGGCCUUAAAUCCAACAGUAACCAGCAGGGAAUUCAGGAUGGGAUGUGUCCAAAGGCUACAUCAACAGCAAUCAUUUACCAAAACCGUUUCAUGGUGUUUCAAUUUGUCCUUUUUGCUCAAAAUGCCCCGAUUGUUUUGUUUGUAGUUGUUCUCUUCAUAGACAUUCACAUUGGGUCAGCUACAAAUCCAUUUUUAUCAUCCGUCUCCAGCACUGCCACAGCAAAGAAGUUGGACAGAGGGCAUCUGUGGCGUCCUGUUGUGUUUUAAUUUCAGUCAGUUUUGGUGGUGUUGGGUUUGUGGCAAAGUACAUGUCUCUCAUUUCAUCAUUUGUAUCUGAUAUUUCCUUAGUCGUCUGAAUGCAACCACUUAACUCUAUUAAAGGUUACACCUGCUAUUAUUUAAAUAAUAUUAUACCGUUUUUCUUUCCGUGCACGACAAGCUCAAGUAAUUUGUUAUUUCUUGACGGCCGUCAAGACUUUAAGAGUAGGUGUUGUAUAUGAAGUCUGCCCUUGAGCUGAGCAGUUUUUGGGUAGCUUUAUUUGGGGUACACUGUAAAAAAGUCAUGUAAAAAAACUAAUAAUGUGGCAGAAAAUUACCAGAACAUUUUAAUUUAUUUUACAGACAUUUAUGUUGUAAUUUAAUGCAGUGCAAAAUGUCAAAAACAGGUAAAACGACUGUAUAAAGAAAUAUGGAAAGUUCCUCCAUAUUACUACAGUAUAUUGUGCCCUACUUUUACUGACUUUUUUUAGUGUACAUGGUCUGUUUGAAAAGUAUGCUGGUGCACCUGAGCUUGCUUGUUUUGUUUUUAAACACCGCGCAGACGACUUCAUGGAUCUGACAGUAAUGGUGGAAUGACUCCUGUGGGUGUGGUAUAAGUUCAUUACCUUUUGCUCCCAGUGUUGCAUAAUGACCCUGAUUCCCCGAGGCCAUACUUACACAAAACCUCAGAGCUCCUUAUGUGUAUGUUUGAACUUUUCAAUAAACAGUUUGAACUCA
Messenger RNA from Triplophysa dalaica, 2056 nucleotides. RefSeq names its product voltage-dependent anion channel 2 (gene vdac2). Gene Ontology annotation, molecular function: voltage-gated monoatomic anion channel activity. The transcript has 9 exons. The coding region runs from base 162 to 1013 and encodes 283 amino acids. The record is from RefSeq and is a predicted model, not a curated record. Gene Ontology annotation, cellular component: mitochondrial outer membrane. Gene Ontology annotation, biological process: monoatomic anion transmembrane transport. Lineage: Eukaryota; Metazoa; Chordata; Actinopteri; Cypriniformes; Nemacheilidae.